Messenger RNA from Phyllopteryx taeniolatus (common seadragon), 8157 nucleotides. It is a transcript of the gene raph1b, whose product is annotated as Ras association (RalGDS/AF-6) and pleckstrin homology domains 1b. The transcript is spliced from 18 exons. The coding region runs from base 1416 to 6044 and encodes 1542 amino acids. The record is from RefSeq and is a predicted model, not a curated record. NCBI's taxonomy places the organism in Eukaryota, Metazoa, Chordata, Actinopteri, Syngnathiformes, Syngnathidae. Gene Ontology annotation, biological process: signal transduction. Gene Ontology annotation, cellular component: cytosol; plasma membrane.
CAGAGCAAUGGUGAGUGUGGUCAGGAAGUGAAGAAACGGGUCCAAGCAGGUUGGAACGGGUGGAGGAAGGUGUCAAGUGUGUUAUGUGACAGAAGAGUCUCUGCUAGGAUGAAAGGCAAAGUUUAUAAAACAGUGGUGCGGCCAGCCAUGAUGUACGGAUUAGGGACAGUGGCACUGAAGAGACAACAGGAAGCAGACUUCGAUGGUUUGGACACGUCCAGAGGGGAGAGAGUGAGUAUAUUGGUAGAAGGAUGAUGAGGAUGGAGCUGCCAGGCAAGAAAGCUAGAGGAAGACCAAAGAGAAGGUUGAUGGAUGUCGUGAGGGAAGACAUGAGGGCAGUGGGUGUUCGAGAGGAGCAUGCAGGAAAUAGGCUUACAUGGUACUCGUUUCUUUGACGAGGGGGUUAUUGGUCCUAUCUCCAAAUAAGGGUCUAGUAGGAUAUCCUCCCAUCUCCCCCAUCUCACAUUAGUUGCUUUAGUGCUUUUGAUGGUACCUUUCCGCAAGAAGCGAUGAACUUGGCUCUGUGUGAUGACCUUUAUUCCUUGUCACUGGGAUAAAUCCUUCAAGGUCCCCCAGUACCUGGCUAGGACUGCCAGUUCCCUUUCUUCCCGGGGAAACUUAUUUUCCACGCUGCUCAGGGUGUAAGUCCAUAAGGUCACCAAGCCUGCUCCCUCGUUACUGACGCUCACCAUAGCCGAGUCUUCGUCGCACUCCACUUUAGUGAUCAAUCUUGUAUCCAAACCCCUUGGCUCUAGUUGUACAGCGUUUCUCACUGCUUUCUUCAAUUCUUCUAUGUUCUCUUGAUCUUUCGCUGACCAAUCCCAGCUUUUAGACUUUCCUUCUUCAGGAUUUUUCCGCAGACGGGCAUAAAGGGGCUUUGCAUAUUUUUGAUUAUAGGGGACAUGAUCCCGAACAUGGCGGCACGGUGGCCGACUGGUUAGAGCGUCAGCCUCACAGCUCUGAGGACCCGGGUUCAAUCCCUGGCCCCACCUGUGUGGAGUUUGCAUGUUCUCCCCGUGCCUGCGUGGGUUUCCUCCGGGCACUCCGGUUUCCUCCCACAUCCCAAAAACAUGCAUUAAUUGGAGACUCUAAAUUGCCCGUAGGCAUGACUGUGAGUGCGAAUGGUUGUUUGUUUCAAUGUUCCCUGCGAUUGGCUGGCAACCAGUUCAGGGUGUACCCCGCCUCCUGCCCGAUGACAGCUGGGAUAGGCUCCAGCACGCCCGCGACCCUAGUGAGGAGAAGCGGCUCAGAAAAUGGAUGGAUGGAUGGAUGGAAAAGGAUGACGCGCUGUGGCGACCCCUAAAGGGACAAGCCGAAAGGAAAAGAAGAUCACGGAUUAAAGGCCCUGUCAAAGUGGAGUGGUGGUUUCGACUGACCUGUAAUUUCAGUAGGAAGAGGGCCAAGCCACUUCAGAGAUGGAGCAGGUAUCAGAUGAUGAGUUGGAUCAUGGAGCUGAAGAGGACAGUGAUAAGGAGGACCAAGACCUGGACAAGAUGUUUGGAGCCUGGCUAGGGGAGUUGGACAAGCUCACACAGGGUAUGGAUGACGGCAGGCCCCAGAAGGCGCUGCAGAAGCCUCCUCUCAGGCAAGAAACAAACAUUGCCAACUUCUCCUACCGGUUCUCAAUGUAUAACAUAAAUGAGGCACUGAACCAGGGUGAAACAGUAGACUUGGAUGCUCUGAUGGCUGACUUGUGUACCAUCGAACAGGAGCUUAGUACAAUUUCCAAGCCGAACUCUCGGAGUCAGAGCAAGCGCGCCCCAGGGGGACGCAGUGCCAGCGCCAAGCACCCAGGCACCAGUGGAGGGGGAAGCAGUGGAGGAAGUGCCAGUAGCAGCACUCGGGCAUCUCCGGCCAACACGGUUCGAGGGAGCAGUGUCAACACGCGCCCGGUGGCCUCCAACAUUUCCCUGGAUGACAUCACCUCUCAGCUGGAGAAGGCCUCGCUCAGCAUGGACGAAGCUGCCCGUCAGACAUCCUCGUCGUCCUCAUCGUCCUCAUCCUCUUUCUCCUCCACGACGUUGCGACGUCCCUCAUCUGAUUCGUCUGGGAGCGGCCGGCACCAUCGGCGGACGGGCUCAGUGGGUGCCGUCAGCGAACAGGAGGCUCCAUCCCAGCGGUCCAGUGUAAACUCGGCGUGUGCGUCGGCGUCCAGUAUGGACUCCCUGGACAUUGAUAAAGGGAUGACGGUUGGAGAGGUUGAUGGAAGUAGCAGCCCGAUCAUACAGAGGCAAAGCCAGACCAGCACAGAGCAUGUCACACUGCGGUGGGCCAACGGUAAAACGGCCAGGCGGCACCUUGACUUCACCUCACAAGAGGGUGAAGUGGAUCGGGCCACUCACUCCUAUUUGGACCAAGAAACCUCACUUAUUCUGAAAAGCAUAGCUGGAAAGCCUUCUCACCUCCUGACCAAGGAAGAACAUGCCGCCAAGCAGAAGGCAGAGAAGAUCCGAGUGGCCCUGGAGAAAAUCAAAGAGGCGCAGGUCAAAAAGCUGGUGAUCAGGGUGCACAUGUCAGAUGAGAGUUCCAAAACCAUGAUGGUGGACGAGAGGCAGACGGUCAGGCAGGUGCUGGACAGCCUGCUGGACAAGUCGCAUUGUGGCUACAGCCCAGACUGGUCGCUGGUGGAAACCAUUACUGAGCUGCAAAUGGAACGUAUUUUUGAGGAUCACGAGAAUUUGGUGGAGAAUCUGUUGAACUGGACGCGGGACAGCCACAACAAGCUCAUGUUCAUUGAGCGCAUCGAGAAAUAUGCUCUCUUCAAGAACCCUCAGAACUAUUUGUUAGGGCGUAAGGAGACUUCAGAAAUGGCUGACAGAAAUAAGGAGGCUUUAUUAGAGGAGUGCUUCUGUGGCGGCUCAGUGUCAGUGCCUGAGAUUGAAGGCGUCCUGUGGCUAAAGGAAGAUGGGAAGAAGUCAUGGAAGAAGCGCUACUUCCUUCUCAGGGCUUCUGGAAUCUACUAUGUCCCGAAAGGCAAAGCCAAGGCAUCCAGAGAUCUUGUGUGCUUCUUGCAGCUAGACCAUGUUAAUGUGUAUUACGGUCAAGACUAUCGCAGCAAAUAUAAAGCUCCUACUGACUACUGCCUGGCUUUGAAGCAUCCACAGAUCCAGAAGAAGUCACAAUAUAUUAAAUAUCUGUGCUGUGAUGAUGUCAGGACCUUGCACCAGUGGGUUAAUGGAAUUAGAAUUGCAAAGUAUGGGAAGCAGCUCUAUGUAAACUACCAGGAGGCCAUGAAAAGAACAGAGGCAGCCUACGAUUGGUCCUCUCUAUCUACCUCCAGCAUUCGAUCAGGAUCCAGUUCUGCAAGCAUACACGAAUCACAGUCUAACCAUUCAGGCCAUUCAGACAGUGGCGUGGACACAGGGUCCUCUCAUGGUCGCUCCCAGAGUGUUGUGAGCUCCAUUUUCUCCGAGGCUUGGAAGAGAGGCACACAAUUAGAGGAAAACACCAAGAUGCGAAUGGAGGCUUCCAGAGGGGCCACUUUGCCCCAUGCUUCCCACAGUCACCGCCAUCACAGCCAGCAUUCAGUUGACCAUGCGACCCCGACAACCCCUCCUCAGCCUCAGCCUCAGGCUCAAGCUCAUCCCCACCAACAGCCUCAACCACAGGCAGUCGAGCAGCACCUGCCCCCGAAGCCACAGUCGCCUCAACAGGUCCCGCAGCCGCAGUCACCUCAGCGCUUGCAGCAGCCUCCGCAACAACAACAACUGCAACAUCAGGAGCCGCACACCACAAGCACCUACAGCCACAUGCCCCCCCAACAGCCGCCACACCCUGUGAACAACUACAGCCAAAUGCCUCCACCGCCGUCACUUCAACACACACACUCAAACUACAACCAGCCGUCGCACCAAGUGAGCAACUACGUCGUGCCCUCCCAACAGCCACUACACAGCGAGAGUAACUACAGCCAUGUGCCUCCCCCCCAGCAACAGCCAGCUCCUCCACCACCUCCCCCUCCCCCUCCCCCUCCACCACCCCCACCCCCAGUCCAAGCCAUGUCGCACUACUCUCCAGCUCUCAACAUGUACAAGUUCAGUACAAUAACCAGGCUGCAGAACCAGAACCAGGCUGGCAGUCAUCACAGGAUGCAUCCCCAGCCACCUCCCCCAUCUCAGACACUGCCCAGCGCAAAGGUACAGAUCAAACCAAAUGUGAAUCACAUUGCAGCAAGGACCAAUGUCCCGCCUCCACCUCCUCCUCCACCGCCACCAUCUAUGCCAACCCCUGGUUCUGCCAUGGCUGCAUUGAAGUUCGGUCCUCCGAGUCCAAACGCCCUCGCUGCCUUCAUCCCGGCGCCUCCGGUUCCCCAGACCAAUGGAGGAGUAUUUCCACCCCCUCCUCCUCCUCCCCCAUCGGCACCGGGUGCCAUCAGCCAGUCGACUUAUCCAAUUGGGCUGAAGCAUGCACUGAAAGAAAGGUUUCCCAGCCCACCACGAGAUCUUUUAUCUGCAAACGGAGAAGUUGAAGACUCUCCGCCUCCUGCUCCUCCUCCAUCACCUCCACCUCCACCUUCACCACCCCCUCCCCAGCAGCUUCCAGUGCCAGCACAGUUCCCACCUCCUCCGCCAGCACCACCCAAAUCAUUUACCCCAGGGUUUGUUCCUCAUACUGCCCCCAAACCUGUGUCACCUGUCGCACCCUUCCCACCUGCCCCAUCUCCGGCCACCAUGGGUGCGCUGCCACCACCGCCACCCCCUCCUCCACCUGCACCCCUCAAGAAGCAGUUCAGUCUCCAGAUAGGCUACACUUCCAGCCAACCUCCGCCGACUCUGCCCAAGCAGCACAGUCUAUGUAAGCCCCCACCUGUUUCCACAGGAAUGGCCCCCGUUUCGUCUUUGGUGAAACAGCUCGCAAGUCAGUUUCCUGGGGCUCCAACCCAGGCAGCCAAUCACACGGAGGGCCCCAAAGUUCCCCUAUCCCCACCUGCAGUCAAGUCCAAACCAAAAUGGCAGCCUGUUGGCAGUCAGCAGCUACAGUAUUCAGAAUUCCCACCCCCUCCGGACAGUGUUCAAGUCAACAAUACUGGUUUUCCUGCUCCACCACCACCACCACCAGCUCCAUUGGGCCCUGCCUCUUGUCCUACACCACCACCCCCUCCCCUUCCUCCUGGGAAUAUGGGAUCACCUGUGAGGAUGUCACACUCUGGCAUCUCCUGUCUAGGAGGUAAAAAACCUCCUCCGACCCCCCAGAGAAACUCCAGCAUCAAGUCUGACUCUUCUGCAUCGUAUGAAGAAUCCAGGAGGAACCUCCUCAGUAAGUUUGCGGCCCAGAGCAACAUCCCUUCAUCCUCCCACUCUCCCACCUCUGCUUCAACUGGGUCUCCGUCAAAGGAUCCCUCAGGGGGACCCCGUGCAGCCCCAAAACCGGGUAAGCUCAACUUGGCCAACCUGCCCUUGGGUCUUCAGGCCAAAGUGACCCAGGCAAAGCAGUCAGGCAGAGACUUUCCCUCCCCGCCAGCAGAGUGUGCCUACUUCCCUCCUCCACCGCCACUGUCUGAGCUAUUCCCACCUCCUCCUGGGAGUGAUUCUCAUAGUAGUGGACCUCCAAGAGUAGCUGUGGUGAACCCCCAGCCUCAAGCUCCUCCUCCUCCUCCUCCUCCUCCUCCUCCACCACCACCAGUCUCUGUUAUUAGCAACUCCACUUGGGGUAAGAGCUCGCUGAAAAAAACUCCUCCCCCGACACUUGUGCGCCGUAGCAACACCACGCCAGAGCCCCCAUCGCUCUCACCACCACCACAGAUCCCUCCACCCACCUCACCUAAGGGAAGCUCAGGCCAGCCCAACUUCCUUGCGGAUCUGAGCCGGACCCUCAAGCGAAAGUCUGUGGGUAGGCAAGGCAAAAUGGACCCUGCUGGAACUAUGGAUGACAUGGUGCUGCCGCCACCACCCCCUGAGCUGCUGCUUGAACAGGGAAAGCAGAGCAAUGGAGGAAAUGAUGGCUACAUGUCGGGGAACAUCUCAGGCUAUGCAACGCUACGACGAGGACCCCCACCUGCACCACCAAAACGGGGGGAUGCCACCAAGCUUACCGGGGAGUGUUGAAAAAAUGUUUGGGAAAGAGAAAAAAGUCUGCUACCUGUUUGGUAUAACAAUAACAAAUUGCUUUUGUGUAUACCAAAAGCUAAUUCAGAAUUUGGUCAACGAGGGUUCCUUUUUCAAAUGCUCAGGAUUUUACUUUUCAUCAACAUUUAGACUCUUAUAGCAUGUAGUUUAAACCUUAUAGCUGAGUAUAAAAUCUUCCAAACUCAUAAUAAUAAAUUUUGUGCAUUAAGCAUUUGAAGAAAAUUACAAAUUAAUUUGGCAAAUAUGACAAGAUUCAUGUUGGACCAAACCAAGUAUCCUCUUCUGUUGCUGCGUAUUGGAGGAAAAAAAAAAAAAAAGGGACCUUGUUCAGGCUGUAAAUGGGAGUGCGUGUGUGAUUGGUGUGUAUGGGACACAUACAAACAUGCAUUGAGCAAAUGCACGUACAGUACAUGAGUAAGAGGACUAUGUGGAACAGGGCUUGUUUGCUUUUGUGUGAAAUUAUUUAAAUGAUCGAUUGAAGUGUUUUUAUUUAGACUCAACGGCAGUCUGGUCAGAUGUGCUCAUGGAAUGUUUAUUGGAAGUUAAAUGUGAAUGAUCACAUCCACACAAUGUCAAAAAUACAGUUUUAAAAUCUGAUAAAACAUUCUAAUGUGGUGUCUUUCCAAAUGGCCUUAUCCCGUGACAAAAGCAAAGACGGAGGCCUUAUUCUUUAAGUCUUGCACAGUGGGGGAGGGUUCUAAAUGCUCAGCGGACUGGGGGGAAAUACUCUAAUGCAAAACUUUCCAUGGACUUCUAAAGACAAUUGGAGGGGAAUUGUUGUAGAGUGCUAUUUUGGUUGUUGUUGUUUUUUUAGUCCGCAUGUACAGUUGUUGCAGCUGCGGCUCCCUUGCUGUCCCCCCCUGACCCCCAAUGCACCUGUCAUGUCACGUCACAACAAUCCAGGAAGUAGGCUGGAUUUGUCCGUGAAGUACAAGUUGUAUACUCCACAGAAUACUGUACAGUGCAUCGAAUCAUGUCGCGGAACACUUAUGUUAUGUGAGGGGGACAUACGACUUGAAUGUUGCCCUUAUAUUGGUGGGUAUGUUGUAACUGGUUUCUUUGUGGUGUCAUGAAAGUCUUCAGCCUAACUGCUUGCAGCGAUGCCUUCAUUUUCAGCAGGGUGCUUGUGCUGUCCCAACAUUUCAACAUGUGUCAGGAUGACAUUUAUAUUUCCAUCACUAGUAAAAACAAAAUAGAUUGGAAUUUCUUUUAAGGAUGCUUGUGACUAAUGGGGAAAAGAGAGACAAAAUCAGAGUGGUAUUGGUUGUGCCCGUACAAUUCAACAUGCUAUACGCUUUUAUUCUAUGCCCAACAUUGUUGUGGCAUACUUUUUGUUUUAAUCUUAGUUUAACAAGACUUUUGCUACAGUUCUGUGUGUAAAUUAUUGAUGUACUCGUGGGGCCUAAAUUGUUACAAAUUGAUUGUCCUUGCUUAUAAACCGAAAUUCACAAUAUAAAUGUUCAAACCAGAAUUUGUCCUGACUCGUUUGUAGGGUGUCCUCGACGCUUAGGUGAUUGUUUCAUAUUUAUGGCCUAUAAGUCUUUUACAAUAAAUAUUUAAAGUAAAUAUUACAAUACGACUGUUUUAGUGUAGGUGAACAACAUAUUCGGGUUCUGUCGCCGAACGUUAACGCCCUCUAGUGGUUUUCCCAUGUCACUAUCUGUUCUACCUGGCCUUUUAAUAGCCUACAACGUUCAUCCGGCCUUUUUUUUUUUUUUUUUUUUGCACACCUGGUCAUUUCUGGUGUAGGCUACACUGUGCUUUAUAAUAUAGGAAAAAAAGUGUCCUCAGGUGAUUCAAUUCAAAUGUAUUGCAAAAAUAAAUGAAAUUUUACCUAAAUGAAUGUGUAAAAACAAGCAGUUUUUAAAGAUUUAAUUCAAAUGUAUUGUACUCAAAAAUUAAAUACAACUUAAGUGUGCUUGGGCAGUGAUUCUUUCUAUUGGGUGCCGGUGUACCACACUUAAGAGAUUUAACUUGUCCAAAUCCUCUGAUUUCAGCAUCUCAACAGUAGAUAUUUUCUGAUUCUUGUAGUUCUUCAUGAACGCAGACUGGUUAUCCUUUGUGUUUAAUCAAAAUAAAACAUUUGAAAACC